This is a messenger RNA of Sorghum bicolor (sorghum), 1686 nucleotides long. RefSeq names its product DEAD-box ATP-dependent RNA helicase 10. The transcript has 13 exons. Bases 110 to 1447 code for a protein of 445 amino acids. The record is from RefSeq and is a predicted model, not a curated record. Lineage: Eukaryota; Viridiplantae; Streptophyta; Magnoliopsida; Poales; Poaceae. Gene Ontology annotation, molecular function: RNA helicase activity; nucleic acid binding; ATP binding.
AAUUAUCCGUCGCCUCCGAUGCCACCGGCAGCCGCAGCGGCCGCGCCACCCUAUUCCAAUUCCACAAUUCCGCAAUUCCGCAAUUGGCAGCAAAGUGAAGGCAGCGGCUAUGAUCGCGGCGUCCGGCGGCGAUGCGCAAGUGACGGCGCAUCGUGUGUCUACGUUCGCAGAUCUGGGCGUUUGCUCGGAGCUGGUGAACGCGUGCGGCACCUUAGGAUGGAAGCAGCCAACAAAGAUCCAGAGCGAGGCCAUACCCUACGCUCUCAAAGGGAUGGACUUGAUCGCGCUGGCGCAGACGGGGUCGGGGAAGACGGCCGCUUUUGCGCUGCCGAUUCUGCAGGCGCUGCUUGAGCACCGCAGGCCUUUCUUCGCUUGCGUGCUUUCGCCAACGAGGGAGUUGGCAAUUCAAAUCGCUGAGCAGUUUGAGGCUCUGGGAUCGGCUAUUGGCUUAGUCUGCUCAGUGCUUGUUGGAGGUGUCGACCGGAUGCAGCAAGUGAUAUCCCUUGCGAGACAUCCCCAUAUCAUAGUUGCAACUCCUGGGCGUCUUUUGGACCACUUGACAGAUACAAAAGGUUUUAGCCUCAAUAAAAUUAAGUACUUGGUAUUGGAUGAAGCUGACGUGUUACUUGAUAUGGAGUUUGAGAAAUCUCUCAAUGACAUUCUAAAAGUUAUACCUAAGGAGCGAAGGACAUUCCUUUUUUCGGCAACAAUGACUGACAAGGUUAAGAAACUACAACGGGCUUGUCUCAGGAAUCCUGUUAAGCUCAAAGUAUCUUGCAAAUACUCUACAGUGGAUACUCUUAGAGAAGAGUUUUAUUUAGUUCCUGCUAAUGACAAGGAUUGCUGUCUUGUUUACGUUCUGAACAAGAUACCAGGGAGUAUGAUAAUGAUUUUUACAGAGACCUGUUACUCAUCACGUCUCCUUGCUCUCAUGCUAAGGAACCUUGGUUUUGAAGCUAUCUUUAUCAAUGGCAAAAUGAGUCAGGAUAAGAGAUUAGGAGCUUUGAAUAGAUUCAAAUCAAAAGGUUGCAAUAUCAUUACUUGCACAGACGUCGCAAGCCGCGGUCUUGACAUUCAAGGUGUUGAUGUGGUCAUUAAUUAUGAUAUUCCUAGUCUCAAGUCUUAUGUUCAUCGGGUGGGUAGGACUGCACGCGCAGGGCAAUCUGGAUACGCCCUAUCCUUGGUGAAUCAAUAUGAAGUCUUGCGGUUCAAGUACAUUGAGAAGCUCCUUGGCAAAGAGAUUAGCAAAUCUGAGGUAGAUGAGUGUGAACUCAAAAUUCUAAAAGAGUGUGUGUGCGACUCAAAGAGAAUUGCAUUAAAGGUGAAGGGUGAUGGUUGCAAGAGGCCAAGAAGCAUGCAAGAUGAUGAAGAUGGGAUGGAAGGUCAUGAUCCCUUUUGUUCCAGGAGAUCAUCAGGCAUGUCCAUAAACAGAUCCCGGAGACGGUGAUAUUUCUCUACUUCUGGGUGACUGACUCCUAGAACAGAUUGGAAGGACGACCUUUUUCACCUGUUGCACCGUAGUAGGCAGUGACAUGUAUUGCUGUAGGCAGUAGGCUUGAGUUCACGCGUUGAAUGCUCGGACCUGGAUUUGUAUGUACUUGGGAAUUGGGAUGAGCUUCCUGGGAUGCAACUGAAUCAGAUACGUCGGGUGUUGAUAUCUAUAAUAUUUAUCCCAUAUGCGUAUCA